Molecule: messenger RNA, 750 nt
Organism: Anoplopoma fimbria (sablefish)
Lineage: Eukaryota; Metazoa; Chordata; Actinopteri; Perciformes; Anoplopomatidae
Gene: cd59b
Product: CD59 molecule (CD59 blood group)
Exons: 3
Coding region: 222-590 (122 amino acids)
Source: RefSeq, a predicted model, not a curated record
AGCAGCAGCUCACAUAAACAAGAUGAAGCCUCACUGAGGCGUUGGCCGUCUGAUUGUUGGAGGAGGAGGUUUGGCCAGACAGCGAGUCUUUGUGGUCCUCUGGACAAAGAGACGCUCUCAGUCGACUGCAGCCUGCCGACCUCACAGGGUCACAACCAGCCAGACCCCGACCCGAACUCCUCCUGCCUCCUGGUCCUGGUUCUCUUCUGCAGGGAGACGACAUGAAGCGCUGCCUCGGAUUAUUCCUGCUGCUCUGUUGUGGGAUGAUUCAUCUGGGUUCUGGACUUCGCUGUUACAAGUGCUCUGAUUACACGGGUCGCUGUCAGAACGUGCAGGAGUGCACAUAUGAAGACUCCUGUAUAUCUCUGAGUGAGAGAGGUGGGAAGACCAUCCGUCAGUGUAUCCGCUACACCGACUGUGACAACUCCCGCCUCUCCCAGAUGUUCCCGGCGGUCUCCGGCUUCACGUAUCGAUGCUGCAGCAGCAACCUCUGCAACACCGCCGCCGCCGUCGCCGCCGCGCCGCCGCUCCUGGCUCUGGCUCUGAGUCUGACCGGGACCCUGCUGAGUCUCUGGUGGUUUUGGGUCUGAAUCAAUCGUUUAGUUUGGAGAUUCAGGAUUUAACGACUGAAGUUUUGUUAGUUAACAUGAACUAAACGAGUGUUGCUGGUUGUUUUUGGUUCUCAGGUCUCUCUAUACGUUUUUUUACCUGUUUAACAAUAAAAACAAUAAAGUUUUGUUGAAUUUUUGC